UACAUUCAGUAGGCAAGGCAACAUCGGGCCAGCGGGGCUGAAGUGUAAAAGAAUACCAUGAAACACACCCUAUAAUGUUUGUGUUUUUGAAAAUUUCGUGAUACAGUGAUACACAUUUUUCGUUCGGAAAAGCAUGUAGCCUCAAGAUGUGGACUACGACGAAAACAACUAAAUAUGGCGUCGCCGUCUACAAUUGGAAAGGCGACACGCGCUAUGGCCUGCCGCUUGAGAUUGGCGAAACAGUUCAAAUCCUAGAAGAAUGUGCAGGUUGGUUUCGAGGCUUUUCAACGAAGAAUCGAGCUGUAAAGGGCAUAUUUCCAAGCUCUUAUAUCCACUUGAAACCUUGCAAAAUUGACAAUGAGGGUCUCUACGAAUCAGUUAUACCCCUUGAAGACCCUGUUGUACGAGAGGUCACUCUUGUUCUCAGAGAAUGGGGUGGAAUUUGGAAAAGACUUUAUGUGGAAAGAGAAAUUUACAAAUUUAGUACGCUAAAGAAAGUUAUGCAAGAUUUACUGGAAUGGAGAAGACAACUUUUAGCUGGAACACUAACGACGGAUCAAACGCGUGAAUUAAAAUUGCAAAUAAUAAAUAAGGUGGAUUGGGGAAAUCGAAAAUUGGGGCUAGAUUUGGUGCCAAGACAAGGUGCUCAUAUGGUGGAUCCAGAUGUCAUGUCAGUGGUGGAACUUUAUCACGUGCAUGUUCAAAGUGCCGAAAAUUCGCAAGGUUCUUCGGCGAUUGGUACGCUAAAACGCAAGGUGCAAAAAAAAGUUUUAACUCAUCACCUCUAUUUCUGCAUGAGGGAUUUUGGUCACUCGGUUGGCGAGGAUACAGAAAUUUAUUUUUCAUUGUAUGAUGGCCGACGUGGGCAGUAUAUCAGUGAAAGAUUUUUAGUGAAAAUAUCUAAAGAAGGAUUCUCGAAUUAUGUCGAGAAGAUGCACAGCAAUUGCACGAUAUUCACCGACCUGGGAAAUGCCGAUCUCAGUCGCGAUUUGUACAUGGUGGCCCAUGUCAUGCGAUGCGGAAAAAUGCUCUAUUCAGAGUCUGGAAAGAACAAAGCCGGAAGUGCCACCUAUAGAAGACCACAUGGGGUGGCCGUUCUAUCCCUGGCGGAGGCCUCACAAAGUCACACCGAGGAGUCAGAAUUGACAUUUAAGGUUUAUCAGGGAGAUGAAAAGGAAUUUCAUCAAUUACACGAGCAAAUAAUUCGUAACAACAAAUGUUCUCCGCUUCCUGGCCAACCAAAUUAUGGGAUAGUUGUCUCCUUCCGAGUACUUCAUGGUGAAUUAUGCCAAGUGCGCGAGGAGAAUCCCCUGCUUUUCAAGAAUAUCUGCUUAACGAAAAAGCUCGGCUUCUCCGAUGUUAUAAUGCCGGGAGACGUCAGAAAUGACCUCUACCUGAAACUAGAACGGGGCGAGUUUGAACGCGGGGGAAAGUCGACUGGCAAAAACAUCGAGGUGACGGUGCUUGUCUUGGACGCGGAAGGUCAACCCUUGGAAGGUGUCCUAUUUGGGGCAGCAGGAACCGAAGGAAGUUCCGAGUACCAAAGUUUGGUUAUCUAUCAUCACAACAGUCCAACUUGGGCAGAAACAAUGAGACUGGGAAUACCCAUUGACAAGUUUGACGGAAGUCACGUUCGAUUUGAAUUCAGACAUUGUUCGACGCGAGAUAAGAAUGACAAAAAGUUAUUUGCAUUCGCGUUUGUUCGUUUGAUGGAACCUAGUGGUGCUACAUUGCAAGACGGUCAACAUGAGCUUCAUAUAUACAAAUGCGAGGAAAAAAUCAAACUCGAAUCUCUUAGUUACUUGUCUCUGCCUAGUACUGCUCGAGAGCCAAAUUAUCCAGGAAUCCCACCGUUCACGAGGUCUCCGAAGGAAGCGGUCUUUAUCACAACGUUACUUUGUAGUACAAAACUGACGCAGAACGUCGAUAUACAGAGCUUGUUACAGUGGAAAGAUCAUCCUGAAAGGAUUUCGGAUUCUUUGACCAAAGUUUUAAAACUGGAUGGAGAAGAGGUAGUGAAGUUUCUACAAGACAUUCUGGAUGCCCUCUUUUCUAUGUUUCACACUGAAGACGGAAAUUCUACUGCUUAUUCGGGCCUAGUCUUUCAAGUUUUGGUUUCAAUAUUUAGCUUACUUGAAGAUCCCAAGUUUGAACACUUCAAACCGGUGAUGAACGCAUACAUUUCGGGUCAUUUUGCUGCUGCUCUCGUUUAUAAAGGCCUGUUGAGUAGUGUUCAACAUUGCGCUGAUUGGGUGACAGCAUCAGAUCGACAGGAGCCCAUCAUCAAGUGUUUCCGGGCAUUAGAAUACAUUUUCAAAUUUAUCAUUCAAAGUCGAUUACUAUUUGCAAGGGCGACGGCUGGCCAGUUUGAGGACAGUUUUAAAAAGGAUUUAUAUUGCGUAUUUUCCGCACUCAAUAAAAUGCUCACGCUUCCCUAUGAUGUCGUCUUGCAAUCACAAGUUGCACUAUUGUCGUCUAUUUCAACUGUUUUCGAACAACUUGUUGCCGUGCUACCAGUACUCGAAGUUGUCAAAUUAACAUGCACAAUGCUGGACUCGAUUCUUCGAGAACCGCCACCGCAAUUGAUGCAGGCGAAAUUGCUAGCGAUCAAACGUCUCGUGACAUCCGAGCUGUUUGAAGACGACGAGAGCCGAAAUCUUCUGCUUGUGACAAUCUGCAAGCACUUGAGGCUACAUCUAGUGAAGAGGGAGGAAUUGAGAGCAUGCACCGAUAUCCUUGGCGAUAUUCUCAACUUUUUGUACAAGAGAGCUGGCGAUACGAAUAAGGUCAACAAUUGCAUCCACCAUGACAUUGAAACACUCGUUCUCUCUAUUCUGGAGGUGCUGAUACAAACGAUACUGAUUAUUGUCAAUGCCAAUGGUCCCGUUUUAGGAUGUUUGGUCGCUUCCUUGAUCGGUCUGCUACAACUUCUAGACGAGUAUCACUAUUCGCGACUCUGGGAGGAAUUGUCGUUGGGCGGCGAUCGAAAGUGUCUGAAGGAGUUUCUUCUCCGCGGUUUCCUGGUUCUCCGGGAUUUAGUCAAGCGGGCGAUUUUCCCGGAAGACUGGGUUGUCAUCAAAAUGCAAGCGAACAAUGUAAUUUUAAAGUCUCUUAAAGAGCUUGCACAGCCACUGGCAUUCCGAUUUCUACAGAAUAACUUUGAUUUUCAAUUGUGGUCGACAUACUUUAAUUUGGCUGUUGCUUAUCUCACGCAACCGUCAUUGCAACUCGAGCAGUUCUCCGAGGUGAAGCGAGAGAAGAUUGUCGAGAAAUAUGGAGACAUGAGGGUACUUAUGGGUUUUCAAAUAUUGUCUAUGUGGUCACGAUUGGGCGAGCGGAAGUUGGAAUUUAUUCCUGGUAUGGUGGGUCCAUUUUUGGAAGUAACUUUGGUCCCGGAGAGUGAACUUCGGAAAGCGACUCUGCACAUUUUCUUCGAUAUGAUGGAGUGUGAACAGCAGGCUCGAGGCAGUUUCAAGUCUGUCGAGUCGGAAUUGAUAGACAAAUUAGACAUUUUAAUUAGUGAAAAUAAAGGCGAUGACGAGUACAGACAGCUUUUCAAUACCAUAUUAUUAAAUAGAGUACAAACAGAAGAUCCAACUUGGAAGGACAGUGGAACUGCGUUUAUUACGUCAGUUACGCGAUUAUUGGAGAGGCUUCUUGACUACAGAAGUGUUAUCCAAGGUGACGAGAAUCGAGACAAACGCAUGUCCUGCACCGUCAACUUAUUGAAUUUUUACAAGAACGAGUUCAAUCGAAAAGAGAUGUACUUGCGUUAUAUUUAUAAACUUCACGAUCUACACUUAGCUGCUGAAAAUUAUACUGAGGCUGGAUUCACGAUGAAAUUAUAUGCUGAUCAGUUGGGCUGGGGAUCCAAUGUUCUGAUUGCAGCGCACAAUCAUCAGCAGGAACCAGAGUGGCAGCGAAAAGAGUUGCUCUACCAUCAAAUCAUUCAUUAUUUUGAUCGUGGUAAAUGCUGGGAAAAGGGUAUACCCCUUUGCAAGGAAUUGGCUGUUUUAUACGAGACUGGAUUGUACGAUUACGCGAAAUUGAGUCAGAUACUGAAAACGCAAGCCAAAUUUUUGGAUAAUAUACUUACGCAACUGCGUCCGGAACCUGAAUAUUUUAGAGUUGGCUUCUAUGGAUUGAGUUUUCCUCUUUUUGUGCGGAACAAAUUAUUCAUUUAUCGUGGGUUAGAGUACGAAAGGAUAGGUGCUUUUACACAGAGACUUCAAACUGAAUUUCCAAGCGCACAAAUUUUGACGAAAAACGCGCCACCUGACGAGAGUAUCCUGACAUCAGAAGGACAAUAUAUACAAAUUUGCAACGUGAAGCCAAUACCUGAAGAAGGAAGCCUGGGCUCGGGCGCGAUAGAUGUUCCUGACCGCGUAAUUGCUUUCUAUCUUGUCAACGAUGUACGACGAUUUACAUUUGAUCGACCAAUGCAUCGAGGGCAAGUUGAUCGCGAGAAUGAAUUUAAAUCCCUCUGGAUUGAACGCACAACGCUGAUAACAGAAGCUAAAUUACCCGGCAUUCUCCGAUGGUUUGAAGUGAUAGACAAGCAUUCCGAACUUUUGGCGCCAGUCCAAUUCGCAUGCGAAACUAUGCAGAGUGUGGAAAGAGAACUGAGAAGAUUAAUCGCACAGUACACGGCAGAGCCAAAUAGAAACAUCAAUCCAUUUAGCAUGCGUCUGCAGGGAAUUAUUGACGCUAAUGUACAGGGCGGAAUAACAAAAUACCAGGAAGCAUUCCUGACUGCAGAGUUUGCGCGACAAAAUCCCGAUAUGGUGCCACAUGUUAAUCGCUUGAAAAAUUUGAUUCUUGAUCAGAUGAGCGUUUUGGAAUCAGGUUUGCAUCUUCAUGGGAAAAUCGCCCCGGCAGGCUUACAGUCUUUGCAUAAAAGGUUGAUUGAAAGAUUUGAUCAGCUGAAAUUAGGGUUAGGACCUCUGACUAAACAGCGCUUAGUCCAUCAAGAUAGCAUUAUAAAUUCUCCUCUACCUCCACUUCCGAUCAGUGAAAAAUAUCGUCCAAUCACCCUGGAAACUGCUGGGUGUCGAACGUCGUCACAAACGGAUAGCGACGGAAUGCCGGAGGAUGAAGGAUUUUACACCAAAGUUGAUGGUGGUCCACCGCCAAUUCCUCAAAGGGAAGGUCGACCACGAUCUGUUGGUUACGGCACAACUCCGCAAAGACCGACACAUCAGAGAACACUCAGCAAACCGUUGAGCCCGAAGCUUCCACUGAGACAUUCUUUACCUACUCCGACCGAUGGCGGCGAUCAGACCAAUGUCAGGACUUCUUGGACUGAGUCGGGAUCUGAAGCGGCGCCGCCACUACCACCAAGAGGUUGCACUCCAGAUAAAAGAGAGUCGAAUGCAAGCUCAAUUGGACCACCAGCACCACCAAAAAGAACAAUCCAAAAACGAAGCACUGAGUCUUACGAGGACGAUGGCGACCAACAAUGUGAACCAAACGACUUACGCGAUAGCGGUAUUUCCACUGCCAGUCUUAUGGACUUUCAGUCACAUUUUACAUAUUUAAACAACCUAAGUUAUGAAGACUUCGAGCCGAGGCCGAGGGGCACUGAGAUAAUGAACAUUUCACCGCCUUCUGUGAUAAACGCUUUAAAUGCUUCUACGGGUAGUAAUUUCUCCAGCGGUACAUUCCAUGGAUCCCAAGUACUUCCUGAUAAAGAGGUCAGUCCUCCGCCAAUACCUCCCAAAGCAAAUCAAGACGCGCCCUCUGUACCCACGACUCUGGAAAGGAUUUCCGGUCGAAUAUCAGGUCACGUUGAAAAUUAUUCGGUGCCGAAAUUACAAACGCUCUCUGUAGCAUCCGAUACAGAGAGCACCGUGUAGCAAUAUUAUAUAAUAACUUCCUAGUCUUAGUGGUUAGUCGUUGUGCGUGAACGCAUUAAACAUUGAAUCUCGUUUGAUUGCGAUUUUUAUAGUCAAUUAGUACAACGCGUCGACAACGAGAAAAAGUUUUAUCAAGAUAAAUGUGGUGCGAAGGGGGAAAGAGACUUGCAGCAGCCAAAGCGCAAUCAAAUUAGUUUUGAUGAAUAUAAAGUAUAUAAUAUACAAUAAGUCGAAGAAGCUCGCAUCCUACGAAAACAUAAAUAAUUGUGAGUAUAAGCAUUGUGUAAUAAUCUGGCAAAUGAAAAAAAAAGAAGUCUUCUAAAUCGUAGGACAUAUGUGAUUAAAUAUGUUAUGGAUAACAAACAAGGAUUAUAUGUCCCUACCUGCAUUACGUGUAUGUCGAUCGUACCUUCGUGGACUCUCUCCGUUUCAAUGCUGGACGUUGAACUCGUUUUAAUCACAGUUUACGCGUUGAAAUGGAUGUACGUUGAGUUUACUUGAAUGACGACGCUCUUCCGAGUAUUAAUCUAACUAUACAUAUUUUGUAAUUUAUUUAUAUUUUCGAAUAAUAAGAAUAAAAGUCAUUUUUAUCAACGACGUGUACACGAAAACUUGGCGCCAAUGAGGAUUUAGAGGAUAGGAGGAAAUGCAUGCACAAUAUGUCUGUUGGGUAGCUACGACAGCGCCACCAAUUUGGAACUAUGGGUGAGUUUUGAGACUAUUCUGUGAAAAUUUCAAUUUAAUUAAUGAAAAAUAUCUCUUUUUCUAUACAAGUUAGUAAUAAAAGUUUAUAGUUAUUUUUUUUUUAAUAAAGUAAAAGAGUAAGUCAUUCAGUUUGAUGAGAAAAAAUUUAAUAUUUUUAUUACUGGUCACUUUUUCUUUGCGUAGUUCUGAAUUUUACAAAUAUAAGAUUGUUUUCUGUGCUAAGAAAAUUCAAAGUACGUGUGUUAAUAACAUUCUAUACUUUUUUACGAAAUAGUAGAAUUUUUUAGCUAUCAAAGAUCAAUUUUCGACCAGAAAUGAAAGUUGAAUGUUCAACAAAAUACAUCAAUUUCCAACUAAAUAUUUUAAGUUAUAAUUAGAAAAGGUUAAUUUUAGAAAAGGUUUCUGCAAAAAGAACAACGAAUUUUCAACAACAUUGUUAAAUUUUUAACAGGAACAAGAAAAUUAACCAAAAAUGAAAUAGUGACUUUUCUGGAUAAAAAAAAUUAAUUUUC
Messenger RNA from Belonocnema kinseyi, 7072 nucleotides. It is a transcript of the gene spg, whose product is annotated as dedicator of cytokinesis protein 3. Gene Ontology annotation, molecular function: small GTPase binding; guanyl-nucleotide exchange factor activity. Gene Ontology annotation, cellular component: cytoplasm; plasma membrane. Gene Ontology annotation, biological process: small GTPase-mediated signal transduction. The coding region runs from base 147 to 5855 and encodes 1902 amino acids. Lineage: Eukaryota; Metazoa; Arthropoda; Insecta; Hymenoptera; Cynipidae. The transcript is spliced from 17 exons. The record is from RefSeq and is a predicted model, not a curated record.